This is a messenger RNA of Ailuropoda melanoleuca (giant panda), 467 nucleotides long. Its product is annotated as adenylate cyclase type 4-like. Bases 111 to 371 code for a protein of 86 amino acids. Gene Ontology annotation, molecular function: adenylate cyclase activity. The transcript is spliced from 2 exons. The record is from RefSeq and is a predicted model, not a curated record. NCBI's taxonomy places the organism in Eukaryota, Metazoa, Chordata, Mammalia, Carnivora, Ursidae. Gene Ontology annotation, biological process: cAMP biosynthetic process. Gene Ontology annotation, cellular component: plasma membrane.
CUGCAGGCCCUCCCUCCUGACUCUUGCUGUCCCCUCUUUCUAGACGAGUACAUAUCACAGGGGCUACCCUGGCCCUGCUGGCCGGGGUCUAUGCUGUGGAAGAUGCAUCGAUGGAACACCGGGACCCAUACCUUCGGGAGCUAGGGGAGCCCACUUACCUGGUCAUCGACCCCCGGGCUGAGGAGGAGGAGGAGAAGGGCACUGCGGGAGGGCUGCUGUCCUCUCUCGAGGGCCCCCAGAUGCGCCCAUCACUGCUGAUGACCCGCUACCUGGAGUCCUGGGGCGCGGCCAAGCCUUUUGCCCACCUGAGCCACCUAGAGAGCCCUGUGUCCACUUCCACCCCUCUCCCGGUAAGUGCACCUCCCUCGUGAGCCCUAGCACUUACUAACCUCAUUCCCAGUGCCCCUCCCAACUUCCCCGCCCUCACCACCAGUGAGUCACUUGAUGACAUCCCGAGGUCUUGAACA